Messenger RNA from Ustilaginoidea virens, 960 nucleotides. RefSeq lists its product as uncharacterized. The transcript has 2 exons. Gene Ontology annotation, molecular function: structural constituent of ribosome. Bases 1 to 960 code for a protein of 319 amino acids. Lineage: Eukaryota; Fungi; Ascomycota; Sordariomycetes; Hypocreales; Clavicipitaceae. Gene Ontology annotation, biological process: mitochondrial translation. Gene Ontology annotation, cellular component: mitochondrial small ribosomal subunit. The record is from RefSeq and is a predicted model, not a curated record.
AUGCCUCCCCGAAUAAGCGGCGCGCCUGCCGCACGGGCAGCCGAUCUUGCGCUCCCCCAAGCAGCCCGAUCAGGAGCGCCCUUUGCGCGGUCAUUCUCCUCGACACAGUACCGCGAAAAGAUGAGCCGAGCCCGCCAGCAAAUGUACACGUGGCUGAAAUCACGAGAUGGGCAAGAGUUUGCCGCGGGUGGGAAAGGCCCGCGAUACCUCGGCCCCUUCCGGGACCAACCUUUUCCCCAGAACCCGCUGUUCCGCAGCCAGCCGGUUCUGGAUGAUCCGACCAGGGACUUGAUCUGGCAAAAGGUCAUGGAGCGAGGCGAAUCCCUCAAAAGUAUAUCUGCCGAGAUGGGCGUGGAUGUGCGACGCGUUGCCGCCGUGGUGAGACUCAAGGAGGUUGAGAAGCAGUGGGUGCAGGACGGCAAAAAACUAGCCGUUCCAUACGCCAAAGCAGUCAUGAGCAUGCUUCCCACGACGUCCUACCGCGAGGGAGAGAAGAACGAGCCGCACGAACCAAUCAACGAGGUGCACGUGCACAGGCUGACCAUGCAGCAAUUGUUCGUGCCCGUCGCCGAGUCGAGGCAGUUUACGCGCGAAGACGCCGCCAAGGCCUUCCACGAGAGGAUGCUCUCGGCGGACGCGCGGUCCCCCCACCCCCAGCUCAUCAGGAUGGAGCGCGAUAUCCUCGCGGGGAUGAGCCCGGCGGAGAGCGAGCAGAAGUUCAAGGCCCGCGUGCAGGACGAGGAGGAGGCGCUCGCGAGGAAGCUGGCGACGGAGCAGGCCAAGGAGGAGGAAAUGACGUCGCGCGUCAAGACGGACCGGUACGAGUUCCGGUUCAAGGAAAUCGUCGUCGACGACGUCGGUCGCGAUGGGCGGUCGCGCAAGGGCACGGGCUGGAGAUAUGGCGCGCCGCUAGAGGACCGUAAGCGUGGGGUGGUCAAGAUCCCCACGUCGGUUCCGUAG